GUUAUGUACUAUCGACCUUACAUUUAUUAUCUCGAUAUGUCACAACAGAAACGAUUAUAUCGAGGGUUGUUUCAACAAUUGUGGUGUGAUCGGCUGCGUUUCAUCACGCGAGAAAAAAUUGAUAACGUGACUACGGCAGCAGACGCCCCAGAGGAAAGGGUGCCUCCCGCAGCAGGCCCUCAACAAACGGCAGAAAGUGGGAUGGGAGAAGCGGAUUGGCGGCCUUUUGUAUAUGGAGGUCUUGCUUCCUGCGCAGCCGAAUUCGGUACAUUUCCAAUUGAUACUACGAAGACUCGUCUGCAAAUUCAGGGGCAGAAAAUUGAUAGCAACUAUGCUGAGCUCAAGUAUCGUGGAAUGAUUGAUGCUUUUUGUAAGAUAACAAAGAAAGAAGGUUUUGGGGCAUUAUACGCUGGUAUUUGGCCCGCUGUUCUAAGGCAAGCCACCUACGGCACGAUAAAAUUUGGCACGUAUUAUUCGUUGAAACGCAUUGUUUCGCAAGGCAAGGAAGAUGACGUUGCCGUCAAUGUGUGUUGUGCAGUUAUUGCAGGCAUGGUCUCCAGUGCAAUUGCCAAUCCAACAGAUGUACUUAAGGUGCGCAUGCAAGUGCUGGGUGGCCAGAGAGGAUUACUUGACUGUUUCCAAGAAGUUUAUCGGUAUGAAGGAGUUGGUGGGCUGUGGAGGGGUGUUGGACCCACAGCCCAACGAGCAGCAGUCAUUGCGGCUGUGGAAUUGCCUGUUUAUGACUUCUGUAAACAACACCUAAUGACAACAUUUGGCGAUCAUGUUGCUAAUCACUUUAUUUCCAGUUUCAUAGCAAGCCUUGGUAGUGCAGUAGCAUCAACACCAAUUGAUGUCGUACGUACAAGGCUGAUGAACCAGAGGAAACUUAAAGCUGUAACCCAUGAUACCAAAUCUGUUCGCAUAUAUACUGGCAGUAUUGAUUGCCUAGUCCAGACAGUGAAGAAUGAAGGAUUUCUUGCCUUAUACAAAGGCUUUAUUCCCACAUGGGUUCGAAUGGGACCCUGGAAUAUCAUAUUCUUUGUAACUUACGAACAGCUGAAGCAGUUGUACUGAGGAGCAUUCUACUCAUGUCAUUUACAGCAUUUACCAAACACAAUACUUAUUAUUUAUUUUACACUGUUCUUUUAAGUAUUUUGCUUGUAGAACACAGCCCAAAGGUUCAUAUUUUUAAGAGUGGUCAAAGCAUUGUGUUUGUUGCAUUUUCAGAUUGUGCUAUUUAUGUAGUCAAAGCUUUAAUUUGUGGCAGUGAAUCUCACUUUUCAUUUUCCAUUUUUGUCAUUGUUUUUGAAGAAGUUAUCCUUUCUUGUUAAAGGAAACAUACAGCUGACUAAAAAAAUAAAUAAAAAUACAGUAUUUAAUACACACAUCUGAAAUCUAUGUUCAAAGAAAUGACAUACAUCAAGAAACAGCAGGUUUCAAAGUCAGAAGAGUCAGUUUCUAAUCAUUGUACAAUGUUUCAUAGAAAAAGUAUUAUGCACAGUAUUCCUGUAAAGUGACGGACCUUUACAUUUAAUGUGUAGUCCUGUUCCAGAUAUUCUAAUGAAUCACCUGAGGAUUGGGAAGUCUAUGUUUGAAUUAACUAUGUUUAUUAGUACUUAAGAUAGGCCUUAUAAUGAGGUCCAGUAUCUGUUGACAAAAGAGGAACUGUGAUAUGUCAAAAAUUGUAUUGCAUAGAUACUUUUUUUAAUUCCAUUGUAACAGCAAAUUGGUUGCAUUUGAACAGAAUUUUGUUUCAAUAUUGUUAUACACUUUUGAUAAAAAAUUUUCAUUUCAUGGAAUUACACUAAAUAUAACAUUUAAAAAAAACUUUUUUAUUUAACUUAUAACAGUACAUGUUUAUACUGUUUUCUUACUUUGAAGACUGAAAAAUUUCAAGUAGUGUUCAGAGCAUUAGAUGCUCUUGACUAUUCUUGUGUAGCAACUGCUGGUCAGUUUGCCUUAAGUAAGUGAUGUGACUCAUUUCCAAAGAUUUAAAGAACAAGUGGCAGACAAAGAAUGACACUUAACAGUGUUGCAAUCAUUGUUCACAACUGAUUGGAUAUAAAGGUUCCUUCAAUUGCAUAAAUACUGUUAUCCAUCAAUUAUUCUAAAUUUCAUGAAAGGUAAGCAGUGGUGUAAUUUUGAGUACUUUUCCAGAAAUACUCUUAUAUUGGUCAGUCCCAGCACUGUCAAGUUCAGUCAUGUAUCAAUGAAUUUGAAUAUUGGCAGCUUAUUUACAUAAUCAAUAGUUUCAGAAAAAAAAUAGGCAAGAAACUGUCAAAAUGUAACUGUUAAAUUUCUGUAAUCAGAGUGCACAGUGGUAUUUGUGAAUCAAUUUUGAAUUGGGUUUUACAAUUUAAAAAUUGACUUGAAGAAGAAGUGGAUCCCUAAAAGAUAUGUUACUACUAGUGGCAUGAGCAAAAAUUGGGACAAAUUCCACUGAAAAAAAUUAUGUAUCAAUAUAAAACCUGCAUUUAUACUCCACCCCUUCAUUCUUGCUCAGAUUCACAUUUGUUCAAACAUACCUACACUUACAAAGGUACUCUACUCCAAUUCUAUACAGAAUCCAGAAAUUUAUUGUGCACUUUUUAUGACAUUGGUGUAACAUCCAGUACAGCAUACCAAUCUAUACUGUUCUCUACUCUAUUAUUGAUUCUUGUACUUUUAUCCACUAUGGGAAUCAAAUUUUGACUCCUGUCUAUAGGGAUAAAUUAUACAGAAUCUAACUGGUUCAGGAUUCUGUGUCUGCCCCCUCAUCCCUCCCUCCCUCUCCCUGUUGGACACACAAGUUGAUUAAAUUUUUCAGACUGUCUGUCAGUGAAGCUCCAAUACAAAUCUGGUUCUGAACUGUCCCUUCAAUGCACAUUUAAAUUUUUGUUUAAUUUUUUCUUACUUCAUAUUGAAAAUAUUUUACAAUAUUAGUUGGAAUAUGUCAUCUCUUGCCUAAACUCUACUUUCUGCAGUUAGCUGCUUAGUUUUUUACUUUGUUGAACUGUAUGUGUACUUUGUUUGCAGCUAUAUUAAGUUAUUCUAAGAACUGAAUACUGUAAAGUGCCUGUGUAAGACCAUAUAUGUGCAUAGUGUCAGAUAUCAGCAUAUUAAUAUGAAAAAGAGCGUUGCCUUUCUAAUAAUCAUCCUGCUUAACUGGAUGAAUAGCAGUUUCAAACUAAGUCACUAUUUAAGAACUGUUCGGAUACAAAAACGUUCUACAGUAUCUAUGCAUCCACUCCAGCUGAUUUGUUUUGAUAGUAACUAGAUAUUGCGUAUUUUUGUUUAAGUCACUUUCAGUAUGUUUCUCCUUUUCUUCCUGUAGAGUGGAUAUUUAUAAUACAGUAUUAUAUUGAUCAUUGAAGUAAUUCUUAACUUACCUAGUCAGGUUGUUCAAUUCACCUUAAAUACAGAUUGAAGAUGUAACUUGCCAGCAUAAAAACACUCAUUGUGUUCUCAUUUAUCAAGAGGAACCCACAUAGUCAAUACAAACUAUACAGGGUGUAUCAAAAAGGAUGAAAUAAACUUACAUGGCUGAAAGUACAUGACAAUAGAAGCACAAAUGACCAGUAAACAUGUGCUCCAAGAUGCAUACCUUAACAGCUAUGAGCACCUGUUCAUCUUCGGUACUUUAUAACACAACUCUUCUAAUGAACAAAUGCUCAUAACUUUUAAGGUAUGUAUUUUAGAGCACAUGUUUACAGGACAUUUUUUUCUUGUUUUGUUCCAUACUACCACUUCGCAAAAUAUGGAAAGCAAAGAUCUUGCAGUAGAAAAGAUUUGUUUCACAGUAUUGAAAAUCAAGAAUAUAUCAUAGCUCUUAAGGUAUGCGUUUGAGAGCCCAUUUUUACUUGACAUUUGUGCUUCUAUUAUUGUGUACCUUCAGCUGUGUAGGUUUGCGCCAUCCUUUUUGAUACACCCUGUAUACUGUAUUUAGUCGACCCCAAUUUUUUGAAGAUUUCCCGUGUGAGAAAUUUUUAUUUUUAACUCUUCUGAUCACUCACAUUUACAAACUUGAUUGAUAUGUUAUCUUCAGGUCUGCCUAAUAACGUUGAUACCAUCAUUUGUAAACAGCUAUGACUUAUUUUAAUAAACUAUCUGAUGCUGAUACACAAGUAUUUUUUCAUCAGAUGCCAUGGGAAACUAAUGAUCAAGUGUUCUUAUGCACUGUAAUGUAAGCUCUACUCUCUGCAUUAUUGUCAUGCAACUUUUCACACUUGAUUUGAAUUCCACAAUGCAUGCAGUUGGAAAAUUCCUCUAUCUCUAGCACAUUAAUUUGGAUUAUUUUUCAAGUAAUCAGGAAUCCUUAAUUGCUGUUGUCUUACACAUAUUGGACGACCACUUGUUGCUCUGGUUUGUGAAACAUUCCCCUGAUUCAGUCCCCUGAGAGUCUGGCAUGUAGAACUGAUGAUCUCUAAUUUAUUCUUAUCUGACUCUGCCUACAAAAAUUUACUUCUGGGACAUCAAAUUUUCUUUCUGUUUCACAGUUGUGUGUGGCCUCUGCUUUGUAGAUAACUGUUGUCUUAAAAUUAGUGUCAUAUUGCCAGUGUGCACCAUUUGUGAACUUCACUCUUAACAAUCGCGGCUGUUACUUUCAUCUGUUAUCAAUCACUGCAAUUUACUGUUCUUAUAGCAAUAAGCAAACUGAAUAACAACAGUAUGUUAGCCCCUCAGCUCCCUAGGGCGGAAUUAACAGAAAUUGGACCUUGUUGGGCUAACUUUGCCCUUCAUGUGUUGCCAAACUUGAAAAUCAGCAGUGUUCCUGAGCUUUAGCACUGUUGUCAAACACUGUGUUUCAUGUAUUGUGUUGCAUUUCAAGUGUUCUGGGCAAACUUAUUUAUUUUAGAAUUACUUUGUCUUCUGUAGAAAUGUAUGCUGUUGCUGAGUAUCUAUCAAUUUGUGAAAACAGUCCAGUUCCUAUUUCAUUUGGAUUCACGAAAACUGCAGUUUAAACAAGGUAGGUGUCAUAAAAAUCAAGGUUUGCGGGAUGCAUCGCAUAGUUGACAGCAUGAUGAAAUUUUCUACCCAUUCAUCAGUUCCUACCUGACAUUGGCCCAAGCUACCUCACAUUGGCCCAAGCUGGUGCCACUGCACCUCAUCCCAGCCUUCUGAUAUCGCCAAAUCUUCAUAUAUAUUUGCUUCAAUGACGAACUGUUAAUGCACUGUUCCCUUGUGUACCAUCUCAGAGGGACCUUUAAUAUUUCUUUGAGAAGUUUUCGCCCAAGGGUUUGUAGGAAUGAGAUAUCAGUGUCUUGCGAUCCUUACAUGCCUCAUAGCUUACUGUUACCGGUACUUCUCUAUUUGUAAUUUUAAAAAAAGGUGACCUUUUCUUUGCAAUAACCUUCUAUAAAUAAUGAGACUAAUUUCACAAUACUACAUGUGAUUAAACUGUAGAUAAGUAAAACAGGUCAUUAUCUUUAAUAUGGGAGGCCAUGGAGGCUGGUAUGGUGACGAAGAGUUCACUGCGUGAAGUAUUCUGAGAAAACUUGUGGUCAUCAUUUACAAAGGUAGGAAUGAAACUGGGAUGUCAUUUCUGUAACUGAAGGUAUUAUCGAAAAGUCUCUCAGGAAGAGAUCAGUAUUUACAAUUGUAAUGAGUAAACUGUGAAAUCCUAAUAAAUAUGUAUGGUUUUAAUGUCUGAUGUAUGUCAUCCAUUAAUUUAAUGUUGAGGAAGUUUAUUCCUUUGUUUGUACUCUUGCAUGUUGUUCUGUAUGCGUAUUCUUCUAAAGAGAGGUUCCAGCUAUAACAUCUAAAACUAAAAAUCCCCUAUACAACAGUAUAUUAAGUUCCUUGUAAUUUACAUAUUUUGUGUAUUUGUAAAGAGUAUGAUUUAUUUCAGAGGAAUGUUUUAAAGAAUAAUAAUAAUUUGCUUGAAGUUAUACAAUUCUUAUCCACUUUGUCAAAGUAAAUCAUUGUCACUAGCAAGUGAAAUGUAAAUGAAUACAGUGAUAGCUGUUCCUCAUCAGUGUUAUCUUUAAAGUAAUAAAUUUUCAGGUUGCAUUUAAGUUCAAAUGAGAGAUGUAUCCUCACAUAAGGCAUUGGUUCUCAGUUUUCUAUGUUCUCUGAACAAGGCUUCAUACAUUUUCUUCUGUACAAGCAUAUUUGAUCCACUUUAUGGAAUAAAUAUGAAAAAAAAGAAGAGCUGAUGACCAAAGUGGAGAUUGUCUCUCAUUAAAAGAAGGAUAAAACUGUGACAGAUAUGACAUUGGGGCCAUUCAUUUAAGAGAACGGUGAUUGCCGGGAUAUGGCCUAAAGAUGUAUACAUGAAUGAAGUAAAUUAUAGGCAUAUGCUUCACAGAAAAACUGAUAACAAAAUGUGAACCAAUAUAGAAAGAAAUAUUCUCAGCAGAUAAGACAAACCACUUUUUAAUAAUAUCCUUGCAGUUCUUUCAUGACAAAUUGGCAAGUGUGUGUGUUUGUUGGCUCCAUCAAACAGUGAAUAAAUUUGGAUUUUUUUCUUGAUGGUGAAAGUUGUAAGUGUCAGCAUUCAUACAGUGAAAAACGAUUCAUGUUUGUUACUUUAUGUGUGGAGUAUUCCCGACAGUUUAUUGUUGAAACUAUAUUAUGGAUGUGAAAUGAAAUACCUGUAUGUUCUUGUCUGUUUUGAACUAGAGCCUGUAACUGAUGCUGUUUCAUUAAAUACAGAAAUACCUCAUAA
Schistocerca nitens (vagrant locust) is the source of this 6646-nucleotide messenger RNA. RefSeq names its product mitochondrial uncoupling protein Bmcp (gene Bmcp). Bases 4 to 1074 code for a protein of 356 amino acids. The transcript is spliced from 8 exons. Gene Ontology annotation, biological process: mitochondrial transport. Gene Ontology annotation, cellular component: mitochondrial membrane. The record is from RefSeq and is a predicted model, not a curated record. NCBI's taxonomy places the organism in Eukaryota, Metazoa, Arthropoda, Insecta, Orthoptera, Acrididae.